Molecule: messenger RNA, 1722 nt
Organism: Chara braunii
Lineage: Eukaryota; Viridiplantae; Streptophyta; Charophyceae; Charales; Characeae
Source: the annotation of a GenBank genome assembly
GCUUGAGUGAGCACGUAUAGCUGCGACGAAUGUACUGACUUGUAUUCUGCUACCCGUGGGGGGACUGCCGGGAAAAGCAACGAGUUUCGGGAGCACUCGAAGGAGGAGUUGCCAGUCCCACACAUCGUGGGUACCAGGGAGUUCUCGACUGGCUAACUGAAGCUUGGAUGGCCUCAUAGGAUUCGAUGGAUCGUGGGGAGCGGGAGCGCGAGAGACGGGAUGGCGAGCGGGAUCGGCGUGACCGAGAGCCGGCGAAUGAGGGCGGAGAACGAAGAUCGUAUCGACCUCCUACGUGUUUCUCGUGUCAGGAGGUUGGGCAUUAUGCUAAUCAGUGCCCCAAUCAAGGGAGACGAUACUCCAGCGCACGACCUUCGUCGUCGACUGACUCUAGGCACACGCGUUCACUUAGACGGCAUGAUUCUGGUAGAUGGGAUUCUGCCCCACAACGGGAUCAUUCUGAAGUCCGUAGUACUAUUGCCAAGCUAGGGAAGAGAGUGGCGGUGUUGGAGGAAUUCUACGUAGCCGAGCGAGAGAAAAAGGAGUGGAAACUGAAACGGAAGAUGGAGAAGGAGGAGGCGCGGCGACGCGCUGAGGAGGAAGCUGCACGCGCGGAAGAAGAACGCGCUAAGGCGGAAAAGAAGGCUCUGAGGCGUAAGCAAAAGAAGCUUGCGGAGGAUACGAAGCGUGCUGAAAUGCAAAAGGACCUGCAGGUUCAGCUAGCCAUCCAUGUCGGCGAUUUGGAGGAGCGAUUGGUGCAGCGCCUGAACCAGGUCGUUUCGGUUGUUCCUCCCUCCAACCAAGACAGAGGGAAGAAGAAGGUCACCUACGUGUCUGACGUGGAGGAGUACUCGUCUAGCACCGGAGACGGCAGUGACACUAGUGUUACACAGGAGCUGAGUGCACUCGCCGAGCGCUUGGUGAUUUCUGAGAAGCGAAAACGGGGACCGAAACCGGUCUUUGAGGAGUCGAGCCCUCCAAUGGACCAACCAGCCAAACGUACACCGAAGUGCGGGAUAUUGAAACCAGUAAAGAUAACUGGUCGCAGGACUCGAUCCAAGUCGAAGAAAGUUGGAGGGGGGUUGACACCUACGUCGACCAAACAGAAAGUUGCUACACCGCUUUCGAAGCGGCGAACGCCGACGCGCAAACGAACAUGGACACUGACACCGCAAUCUGAGGUGACGUUGGAACGUCUUCAGUACCGAGAGAACGUGCUGCGUGAAUUAAAGGACCUGGAGUCCUGGAUGCUACUGACCUGCAGCGAAUCUGUCGCGAGGAAAACAUCCAUUACGACAAGAAGAUCGAAGCGAUCUUUGAUAUCGUUGAUUCUCGGGCGGAGCGAGCGUUUUCGACGGAUGCAGGAUGUUCUCGGGAUUAAACAGAGAUUCGACGGUUUGGUGUUGACGGGAGUGGAUCGUAACCCGGGGGAAACUGUGGUCAUGUGUCCUCUGAUGUAUUACAAUGCAAUGAUGGAUACCUUUGUGCUUAAUCCGGGUUACCGGAUCGUCGAUUGCGCCGAGAGUGUUGUGCUUAGGGAAGUUAGGGAAGAUGUCAAGCGGGUGGGUUUGAAGGCCUUUUCGUGAUGGGAUCGUAAUGGUAGGGAUUUACUCUGUAUAGAACUCGUGGGUUUCAGAGUGUUGUUAACUGGACAGGGCUGUCCUUUCGGGGGCUCGAUCUCGAACGUUAACUGGACAGGGCUUUUGAUAAAUUUCAGGGGGCCUG